Messenger RNA from Adineta steineri, 810 nucleotides. The record is from the annotation of a GenBank genome assembly. Lineage: Eukaryota; Metazoa; Rotifera; Eurotatoria; Adinetida; Adinetidae.
AUGCUUCACAUCCUAUCACAAUCAAUGAUACCAAUGCAAGUAUUGAAUUCUCUCAAUUUGCAUACAAAAGGAAUUCGUGGUUCAAGGACGGGUGGUAAAGAUAAAACUAAAAUUUUGUUUUGCCGGUUAAACAACAGAUUAUCUGAAAAUGCAGAGUAUGAAACAAGUCGUUUAGCAUGUUUACUUAUGAAAAAUGGAAAUCCAUUAUGGGAUACACUUAAACUUUCAAAAGCUAUGAUUUUUACAAAUCGGAUAGUGAAAUCCGUUCCUCGAGUAAAAAAAUCAAAACUACCUAAAAAACGAACGAAAGUAGGCUUGCCUUCCAAUGAACUUUCAGUUUACAAAAAUUAUUCCUCGUUGGCUCAUAACGUGAAUACUGAAACUCUGCCAAAUGGUCCAAUAGCAUUUUCAAUCUCGACGAUAACUAAUUUGCUGAAUCAUCCUGAUACUGGUAAUGGCUAUCAAGAUACAGCUCAUAGCUUUCCACAAUUCAGAUCGGUCAUUCAAAAUUAUGUAGAUCAACAAGAAGCCAGUGAAGUUAGCCAACCGCAAGAAAUACCGACAAGAACAAGUCAAGCGACAGUCGAUGCUGCAAUAUCUGAAAUACUAUCUCAAUGUUUGCCGAUCUGCUGGGGUACAAACAAUACAGGUCAAUUUGAUUUCAUCAAUAAUGAAUUAUUAUCACCACAGGCUUUAGAUAAUUUUUUAUUUGACGGAUUCCAGUCUCCUUUGUGCACAGAUUUAACAUCAAAGGAACAAUCAAAAUUAAGUUUGGAAAAUAUCUUCGAUGAUGUUUUUAUGAUUAAUUAA